Telopea speciosissima is the source of this 1820-nucleotide messenger RNA. RefSeq names its product aspartate--tRNA ligase 2, cytoplasmic-like. Gene Ontology annotation, biological process: aspartyl-tRNA aminoacylation. Bases 82 to 1743 code for a protein of 553 amino acids. Gene Ontology annotation, cellular component: aminoacyl-tRNA synthetase multienzyme complex; cytoplasm; cytosol. NCBI's taxonomy places the organism in Eukaryota, Viridiplantae, Streptophyta, Magnoliopsida, Proteales, Proteaceae. Gene Ontology annotation, molecular function: RNA binding; aspartate-tRNA ligase activity; ATP binding. The record is from RefSeq and is a predicted model, not a curated record. The transcript is spliced from 10 exons.
UGUGUUUUGAUUUCAUUCUUCCUGAAUGCACUGAUCCGCGCCAAUUUGUCUUUGCAGAAAACCCUUUGAGCGCUAACCAAAAUGGCAUCAUCAGAAUCAGUAGACCCACCUAAGACCCCUUCUCAGAAUGACAGUAAUGACACUGAAACCACCGUUGUGGAGGAAGAAGGGAAGACUCUGAGCAAAAAGGCGGCCAAGAAGGAAGCCAUGAAACAGGAAAAACUAAAGCGUCAACAAGAACAAGCAGCUGCCGCCGCCGCUGCGAAUGCUUCUGAAUCUGAUCCUCUUGCGGGAAAUUACGGAGAUGUUCCUCUCGUGGACCUGCAAUCGAAGGCUGUGAGUGGUCGAAAAUGGACGCCAAUUGAAUUGCUGAACGAAGAUUUGAAGGAUAAGGAGGUUUUGAUUCGUGGGCGAGUGCAGACCACCCGUGCUGUUGCAAAAAGUAUAGGGUUUGUGGUGUUGAGAGAGAGAGGUUUUACGGUGCAGUGUGUCGUGACUGUCGCUCCGGAACUCGUUAGUAAACAAAUGGUAAAGUUUGCGACGAGCUUGAGCAGGGAAUCUUACGUUGACAUUGAAGGAAUUGUCUCAGUGCCUGAAUCUGCAAUUAAGAGUACAUCACAGCAGGUGGAAGUUCAAGUGAGAAAACUUUAUUGCGUUGGCAAAGCUAUCCCAAAUCUACCUAUCAACAUUGAGGAUGCUGCCCGAAGUGAAGCAGAAAUUGAGAAAGCUUUACAGGAUGGAGAACAACUUGUUCGUGUUAAUCAGGACACACGCUUAAACUAUAGAGUUCUUGACUUGCGUACACCUGCCAAUCAAGCGAUUUUUCGUAUUCAAUGUCAGGUUGAAAAUAUAUUCCGGCAGUUUUUGUUAUCUGAAGGGUUUGUUGGAAUUCACACACCGAAGUUAAUAGCAGGUUCAAGUGAAGGUGGUUCGGCUGUUUUUAAACUGGACUAUAAAGGUCAACCUGCUUGCCUUGCGCAGUCACCUCAGCUUCACAAGCAAAUGGCAAUUUGUGGCGACUUUGGGCGUGUUUUUGAAAUUGGUCCUGUUUUCAGGGCAGAGGACUCUUUUACACACAGACAUUUGUGUGAGUUUACAGGUCUUGAUGUUGAAAUGGAGAUCAAGGAGCACUAUUUUGAGGUAAUGGACAUUGUGGGCUGCUUAUUUGUUGCAAUGUUCGACAAUUUGAAUGAGAACUGCAAAAAGGAGCUUGAGGCUAUUGGAAGGCAAUACCCGUUUGAGCCUCUAAAGUACUUGAGAAAGACUUUGCGCCUUACUUUCCAGGAAGGAGUUCAGAUGCUCAAGGAAGCUGGUGUAGUAAUUGAUCCUCUAGGUGAUCUAAGCACCGAGGCUGAGAGAAAACUGGGUCAGUUAGUAUGUGAUAAGUAUGGCACCGAGUUCUAUAUUCUUCAUCGGUAUCCUUUGGCUGUUCGACCAUUUUACACCAUGCCAUGCUAUGAUGAUCCGGCAUACAGUAAUUCGUUUGAUGUCUUUAUUCGAGGUGAGGAGAUCAUUUCUGGUGCUCAGCGUGUUCACAUACCGGAGCUUUUGACUACUCGUGCAGAGGCACGUGGCAUUGAUGUCAAGACGAUAACAACAUACAUUGAUUCAUUCCGGUAUGGUGCGCCCCCGCAUGGAGGAUUUGGAGUUGGGUUGGAGCGUGUCGUGAUGCUCUUCUGUGCUCUUAACAACAUCCGCAAAACAUCGCUUUUCCCUCGUGAUCCACUGAGGAUUACUCCGUAGAAUUUAUUUCUCCUUUUUCCAUGUCACAUUUUCAUUGGAUUCUUAAUCAAUAUUAUGAUGGAUGUUAACAUUUUGCU